Messenger RNA from Racocetra fulgida, 206 nucleotides. The record is from the annotation of a GenBank genome assembly. NCBI's taxonomy places the organism in Eukaryota, Fungi, Glomeromycota, Glomeromycetes, Diversisporales, Gigasporaceae.
CUUUGCGCAUCUUGACAAUAUUCGAGGUAGUUACAUUUUUACUCACAAGGUUCACAAGGAGAUGUCAUUUAAGCUGCAGUGGGGCAAAGAAUUUGUAAAAGAAAUGGAAUUAGAAAUCCUAACAGAGGAUACUCGUGAUAUAAAAGAUGAUAAUAUUGAUCAGUUUGCACUUUUAAUUAGCAAUCCGAUUAGUAUUCGUUCAAAGG